This is a messenger RNA of Arctia plantaginis, 588 nucleotides long. Lineage: Eukaryota; Metazoa; Arthropoda; Insecta; Lepidoptera; Erebidae. The record is from the annotation of a GenBank genome assembly.
AUGUCAUCCAGGUUAGAUAAUGCAUCAAUAAUUUUUGUGAUAAUUAUUUUGAUUAUCGGAUAUCCUAAUACAUUUCUUCGGUUUAGACUCCAAAGUUUUCCUUAUCCUAACAGUAACAGUGCAAGUGCUAUAUCAAGCUAUCGUUUAAGAUCUUCCGAUUCUGAGUUAUCAUAUUACGAUCAAAGUUAUCCAAAUUCUAAUCAAAGAUUGGUAAGAAUUGCUGAUAAAAAUAGUGGCAGUGGCGACGGAGAACAACAGUCUUCUAGAAGCCGCAUACCUGAUUAUGAUGAAAACGAGAGAUUUAAGGAUUCCAGUCGACCCCCUGAUAGCCACUAUCCACCCGAAGAAUCUUCUCAUCCUUCUUCCCCGCAACACGAGUCUCCCCCACCAUCUCCAAAAAGUCGUAUACCGGAUUAUGACGAAUAUGCACGGUUUAAAAAUUCCAGCCGGCCUCCAGACAGCCACUAUCCAAUGGGUCCCGGUCCGAAAUUUCGAAAGAAAAGCAGCUGUGACCAUGCAAUAUCCAGUAUGGAGCUAGUGGUGUGGACCUCGAUUUUGUCAGUGUGUUUAUUUUACAAUAUUAUUUGA